This is a messenger RNA of Pleuronectes platessa (European plaice), 7338 nucleotides long. It is a transcript of the gene ttc12, whose product is annotated as tetratricopeptide repeat domain 12. The transcript has 24 exons. Gene Ontology annotation, molecular function: protein binding. The coding region runs from base 4521 to 6644 and encodes 707 amino acids. NCBI's taxonomy places the organism in Eukaryota, Metazoa, Chordata, Actinopteri, Pleuronectiformes, Pleuronectidae. The record is from RefSeq and is a predicted model, not a curated record.
GAAGGCGUCAAUUCUCUACAUUUUGUUCCAAUUGGUCAAGUGUGUGUUAACAUAAGAGCGGCUGGGGCUCAGGGGGUAGAGCGGGUCGUCUACCAACCACAUGCUUAAUCCCCGGCUCCCUCAGUCAGUAUGCUGAAGUGUCCCUGGGCAGGAAGCUGAACUCCAAAUUGUCUGGUUGUGCCAGCAGUAUGUGAAUGGUGUGCACUGAAAAAGAAUGUGAAUGGGUGGAUGUGAUUUGUAUUGUAAAGCACCUUCAUUUGUCGAUCGGACCGAUGUAAAUACAGUUAAUUUACCAUAAGUAUAAUCAACAACAUACUGGUACAUAGUCCAGUGCCAGUGUUAAUGAGUUGAACAAUAAAGUGAAGUCAAGGCUUUCCUCAGUGUCACAGGCGGUCAGCAGGCUGGCCAAAGAUAGUUAACAGGAAAACAACACGGUAAAAGUUGUAAAACACUGAUGUGCAUUUCAGACUGUCCGAUCCCACUCCCACUGAAUUCCAUGGAGGGAACGUCAAGAGCAUCUGUGAAAUAUCCAUUGUCUCUGUGAAUGUGUGGUUUUAGGAUUCCCUGCUCUCUGCUGAAACAGAAUUGUGGAUGAGAACGUAGAGCUUUGCAGAUCCUUGCCCGCUCUCUGUGCAGUUUGUGGUAUAGAUCCAGAAGAAGUAAGACUCGUUAGUGUAUUUGUUGUCAUUGGAUAUUACAUCACAUUAUAUUAUUUUCAGUUGAUAAUACUUCUACUUCACAGCUGGAGGGAAAGGAUGUACUUGUAGUUGACUAAAUGUAUCUGACAGCUAUAGAUACUAUAAGUGGUUAAUAUAUUGCACCAUCAGCUUAUAACAUACAGAGCAAGGUAAGCAGCAUGUAAGUGUAGUAUAAUUAAUUGUUGUAACAAUGACUCCAUUUGCAUUUAAUACUAUAUGUGCAGAUGUUGCUGUUAGUUUUAUUUCAUUAACAUUUUAAGAGCAGGACUUUUAGCUGCAAGUAGUUUGUAUUUGAAUGUGCUGAUUUGCACAUCUGUUAUUGACCUGUCGUGAGAAGAAUAACUGCAAAUGACAAGUUCUGUGACAGUGAUGACAUGAGAGAUAAUGCAGACAAAUACUAAAAUAAUCAAAAAUACAGAAAAUGAAAACUGAACCAACUUAAUCAGGACACGAGACACCGCUCCAGCAACGCCUCAGCUUUCUACGUCCGUUUGCUGUGCACCCUGAAGGAGCCUCAGGGGAAAUACAAGGGGGUUAUUCAGUGAACAGAUCCAACCAGUGAAAGCUUUUGUUCUACAUCUUCUCCAGCCCCGCUGCUCUCUGGACACAAAAGAUUCCUUCUCUGCUCGCCCCCCCCCUCCUCCUCCCACAUGACCUUCAUGUUUUUCUGCAGGAGGUCAGGGAUAUAAAUCCUGUCUCUGGGGUCACCUCUGCUGUUUCACAUUCCAUCAGACUUCAGAGGGAUCCACACGACCAAAGCAAAGGAGCAACUUUGUAAAUAUGUUUUGCAUGUCGUGCUCAGAGUACCGUGUGAAUGACUGCUCUGUUGACAGGAAGCAGAGGAGAUGCUCUUUGUCCGUCGCCAGAGGCUCCAGUCAGUUGGAGGCUUCUCUCUGCUGCUGCUCCACUGUCUGGCCCAUGUCAAAGUUAAAGACAUGAGCUCCGACUCCAGUCCCGCCUUCCAGAGGCUUUUCUUCAAGGUUCUGCAGGCAUGCCUGGGGGAGCUGUUUAAUGCCAGACUGUGGGGUAUGUGCCCCUCAGGAAAGGAAGCCAAUUUGGGUGCGGGGUAUCAACACCAGCAGGCCCCUUCAGGAGACUCCCAUGGGACUCUGUCCAACUUUCACGCUGCCUCCCUCCUUCACAGGCUUCACAAACCAAACCCAGGACUGCUCUCUGAAGAUAGAAGGCAGAGGGAGACAUCGCUGCUCUCGCAUCUCGAGGGUCUUUUGAGAGAGAGGAGCUCAGAGGCCCGAGAGAAAGAAGAGAAAGAGCAGAUUGGAGGAAAACAUGUAGCGAACCCCAACUAAAGAAACCCAGUGUGGUUUAGAAGUGGCAAACAGGAUUGCACUUCUGAAGUUGGGAGUUGAACAUCUGAGAUAACCUCAGAAGAAAGACUGGAGCCUUGGGCCGAUUUAUCGUGCAAAGGCAGAUAAAGAGAGAGAGCGUUUAAUCAAUGACAGCAUUGUGCUGCAAGUGUAUGUCAUCCUCUGAGGCAUGGCACUGUGGCAUCUACAGCACUCAGAGUCUGGAAACAGAAAAUCCCAUCUGUGAGUCAUUGGACCGAAAUAACUCGAAGCGUCCAGUCCUCCCUUCAAUCAACACCUUCUGCACUGUAUAGGCUUUAUUAUCAGUUGUCAUGCACAAUGAAGUCUAGUAAUUAUUCUGACACAAUGCAUUAACAGCAUCAGGAGACUCCCUUUUAAAGCAAUUAUCUAUUUCUGGUCACAUCUAGAGGUGGUCUUUUCUCUGAUGCUUUAAUGUUUGAGUGCUCAUCACAGUCCUUAUCGUUGUUAGGACUGUCCUCUCUGUGCACGUUUCUGGCUGCGAUCCUCUUCACGAUUGAGUUCUUGGUGUCGGAAAACUCCUGUCUGCUAUAUAAAUUAUAAAAAAUUUCAAAAACCUGCCACUGUGGAAAGUGUGACAUGUAAGCACAGUAAUCGUUCACUUGAUAGAGACUCAAAAUAACUUAGAACAGCAAGUGAGGAAACAAGUGUUUCCAUGGACGGGCUUUCAUCUUUAUGACCUUUGUGUGAAUGGGAGAAGAAACAGUUUUAUUGUCUGUGCUGGUUGUUGACUGGAAUGUAGCUGGGGCUCUGGAAUGAGGUCAAUGCCCCAAUUCCUCUUGGGGACAGUCAAUGGGGCCCAGUCUGGCAAAGUGAACGAAACACCAGAUAUAUUAAAUAAUAGCCUACUGCAUCAGAGAGUUGGAUCCUUACAUAUAAUAUCAGAACUGUUCUAAUCAUUGGAAUUAUGUAGGAUGAAGGAUAUAAGACCACUGAGUGUCCGAUUUAAAAGAAAAUGUCAAAAAGGUCAAUUGUAACUAUGCAGCAUGUAGGAAUAUUCACAUGCAGAAAAACAUAUAUUCCUAGAUUACUUACCUGACCUGUUACUUCUCCAACAUAUUGCUAACAUACAGCAUUAGAGCCAAAUCUUUUACUUUUCAACUAAAUGUAGAGAAUUUGCCCUGCAUGUCCCCAAAGUCGAUGCAGCAAAAACCUCUGAUAGGCACUAACAGCUGGCAGCCAUAUUUGGGAGGCCUGCGUGUCACACCAUGGAAGCUUUUUCAAAUUUGGUUGGAAUACAGGACCCUGCUGCAGCUGUACUGCAGCUCUACGUGGGCUUGUGUCUCAGCUCACGCCUCCACAACAACGCCAUUAGUUGUUUCAUGUUGACAGCCGUUAAUUUGUGUGAAAAUACCACUUCACAUUCAAGAACACCUUCUGUCAUCACGUUGUAUUCUCAACAGACCCAGAAGUUACGGUGUUUGCAAAGUUGCACUGGUUACUAAAUAUGCAAUUAUGAUCUACUUGUUGUGCGUGUGUCAGCUUUCCAAAACUGUUUGAAAUGAUAAACAACCCAAAUGCAUCAAAUUGACCUGUUCUUUGUUCUUUUGAUGUUAAUGGCUUAAUUCAUUAAAGGUGCAUUAUGAACAAAUAAAUAGUUACAUCUGUUAUUUAAUAUUCAAAUGCAGAAUCCAUUUUGCAAUGUGGAAAUUCUUCCUGUUUUCAUUACACUCACCUUAUAUAUGUAUUUCUUCAAUGUAGAAAAGUCACCUCUUACUCCUUUCUAAAGUUAUUGCAACACAUAAUGUUCAUCCGCUGUGAAUCAGGGAUUUGUUUGAGCUCGUCUGUGUGUCUUAUGUAUCAUUUACCACAGAGAGGCAGUGUUGAGCCAUAACUGAGACAGAAGUGAGGAGGGAGUUCAAACUGAUGGAGUCUCCUAAUAGCAAGAGAAACACCAAGGAGCAGAUUCUCUGAAGUGUGCAGGAGAUUUGAUCUUUCUGCACAUAUGUGGAAGCACAGUAAGGAUACACAGAAUGCAUCUGCAUAAAUAUGAGCCCCCUAAAAACAGUCUAAUAAAGAAAUAUCAGCCUGUAAAUGAUUCAUAAUCAUUUAUAAAAACAUUUAUUUGACACUUGAGGUGUUUUAGAAUAGAGGGAAAAAAUGGGACCACCUAAAUCCAGGGUGAGCAGUGCUAACUUCAAUUGCUUUAACGGAUAAAUCAAAACUCACACUUCACUUACGACAACAACGUUUUAAAAGAUUUAUUCUGAUUAUCUUUUGUUUGAAACAACAGUUUGAUUCCUUCAAGCUCAACAAAUACUUCGUGAUCAUCUUCUACGAAAUAUUCUUUCGCAGAGAGACAACCCCGCGAUGCUUCAGCUUUUCUUUACUGGAUUUACGAGCGGGCCCUGAAGGCAUCGCGUCACCAGGGCAACUGGACGACGCAAACGCGUGAUGCUAAACUCAGCGCUAGCUAACACGACGAAGAGCUAAUUAGCUUAUUUAAUAACAAAAAUAAGUUUGGAAGAACGACAACAAGAUGGAGAAAGUUGAGGACGUCGAGAGGUUUCUGAAGAAUGUUGACAAAAUAAGUGAGCUGGUGAAGGAACUUAAAUCUUCUGAUGCUGAAGUCCAGCAAAAGGCGAUGGAGGAAGCUGAUUGCUACAUUGCUGCCUUGGAUGAACCCUGCAGGACAAAAGUCAACAAGACUAAAAUCAACACAAACCCACCACUCCAGCCUUCCUUUGGUCUGCAGAAUGAAAGUCCAGGGAGUUUCAUGAAGCUCAUGGAGGAAGAUGUGGAAGACAGGAGAGUGGAGCGAAUUGCUAAACAGAAAUUAGCAACUGCACUCAAAGUCAAGGGGAAUGAAGCCUAUGCCGAAAAAGACUAUGAAAGUGCUGUGAAGUAUUACAGUGAUGGUGUGGCUGAGCUACGGGACAUGCAGCAGCUGUACACCAACCGAGCACAAGCAUACAUCAAGCUGGGAAUGUACAAGGAGGCCAUCAGUGACUGUGAAUGGGCUCUGAAGGUAAGGCCUGUGCCAGGACCUUGGUGUAACGGGAGGUGCAUUAAGGCUUUUGUGCACAUGGGCAGAGCAUAUCUGGAACUGAAGAAUUAUAAUAAAUCAAGACACUGCUUUGAAAAGAUAGUGGAAAUUGAACAUGGAAUGGAGAAGAUGGUAAAAGAAUACCUGAGUCAGGUAGAUUUGGAAGAGAAGAGAGAGACUCGGGAAAUGAAUGCAAAGCUAGAGUUUGACAAGGGAGAGGGGAAGGGGACAACCGUGCCUCAGUUGCUGGAGAAUCUGUCAAGGCCCGACCAGACUCUCCUCUUCUACUGCGGAGGAUUGGAGAUUCUGUUGCGAGCAGUUACUGACUGUACCGGCCAGACCCUUUUCAGACUGAACAAUGGCUUUAGUAUCAUCGGCAGCAAUGACUUAGUGAGGAGUUGCCUGUUGCAGAAAACAGUGGAUGCACACAGUCGGGACUUAUGUGUGUCUGUUCUAAAAUUGUGGAGGGCUCUUUGUCGUGGAAAUGAUGAAAACCAGAAGAUUUUGAUGAUGUGCCCAGUCACAAAACAGGCCACUGUUCACUUGUUAACAUCAGAGCAUGUUGCAGUGCAGAAAGAGUGUCUGGCAUUACUGUGUUUGUACUCACACUUGCCACAUGGCAGACGCUUGGCUAUGGACAGCCUGAAUAUGCACAUGUUGGUGAGGAACCUUGUGGCAUGUAUCUUUCUGCCCAAGCAGCAGCUGGAGAACUCAGCGGUCAACAUUCUGGAGAACUUUGCAGCAGAAAACAAAUUUCAAAUUCAGUUAAGGAAUACGUUGACCGAGUCUGUCAUUGUGCCAUUUACAUCAAUACUGAGAAGUAUCAACAAGACCAAUCGUAAGAUCCUUCCACCGCUGCUGUCGGCCAUUGGCUCUCUGGCUCGGGAUGCCGUCAUCCAUCACAAGCUUGCUCAUGAUCCAGAGUGUUGGGACGCCUUUCCGGUUGCCAUUAGGCAGUGCAGUGCAUGUGAAUACAAAGAGAUCCUUUACCCCAUGCUUGGAUUGAUCAUCAACCUCUCAACUACACCUUCUCCGGUCAUACAGGAGCAUGCUGUUUCACUGUGUGACUGCUGUCAAGGCCUGCUCACCAACACUGACGGGGGAGUUAUCACAAGAGCCACAGGUGUGCUGAGCACUGUCCUCCCCCAGUCCUCUGAGGCUGUGCAGCUUGUUAUCCAGAGGGGUGUUGUUCGGACCAUGUGUCAGCUGCUAAAGGGAGCAGAGCAGGAUGCCACCAGAUAUGCCAUUAAGACCCUGACAGUUUGCACUGCUGGCAGUCAUUUGGCCCGAGAGGAGCUGCUGAAGUCUGAUAAAAAACUGGCAGUCUUACGUCAUCUGCUGGGCUCCAGCUGUCAUGAGUUGGUGUUAGGAAACGCAGCCCUCUGUUUGGCCAACUGCCUUCAGUUGGAGGGAACUGCCAGCAAUCUGCUGGGCACUGAUAUUGUGCGGCUGCUGCUACGCCAUGCUGCAGGGGAUGCAAAGAAGACGGCUGUGCAGCUAAAUGCAGCGAUUGCUCUGGCGACACUGUGUCGAUCUGAGCCCAGACAUACGGAAAAGGUUCGAGAACUACACGGCUUUGAGGUUCUGCACUCCUGUAUGAAGCUCAUCAACUCAUGACAAGCACAUGUUUUACAUUCAUUCAUGUCUUGUUCUCUUCAAACAGUAACAAAAUAAAAAACAAGAACACCAUUGGAGUCCAAACAGGCAUUUAAACCUGAAUUAUGUCUUUUUUAAGUAGAGUUUUUUAAGAAAGCUAAGCCUGUUGCAAGAAUGAUCCAAUAUUUACUUAAUGUAGACAAGACAGUGCUAUUACUUGCUUAACACAUAUAAACAAGAUUAAACAUGAGCAAUGCUCUUAGCUGUCCUUGUUUUUUAAGCCCCUGAGAAUUAACAGUUAAUUAUCACAAAUACAGUCACUUACAUUAAAACUAUAUCAAAAGCUUAUAUCAAAAGUCCAAAAUGGGUCCUAAAUUCUGAAGUAGAAAUAAGGCAGAAGUUACUGCUUUAAUCAAUAAGAACACACUCUGCAGAGUUCACUUGUACAGUGGUACAUGAACUGUAAUUGUUGGAUUGUAACACUGAUAUUGAUCCAGCAGAUUCACACACUGAUGGGAUUUGAACGUAGACGUGGAUCAGAGAGAUGUGCGGUUGAGGCUAAGCAUAGAAGUAGAAACCUGGCACUUAAUCGUUAAAGGUCUCUUAUUUACCAUAAUUACUCAGUAUUGCCUGCCCGCUGCCCAACACCCGGUUUUACUGGUGGUCUCAUCAUCUGCAAAGUCAAAAACAUUUUAAAAAGUAAUUCCAGUGCUUU